Molecule: messenger RNA, 951 nt
Organism: Trypanosoma cruzi
Lineage: Eukaryota; Euglenozoa; Kinetoplastea; Trypanosomatida; Trypanosomatidae
Exons: 1
Coding region: 1-951 (316 amino acids)
Molecular function (GO): phosphatidylinositol transfer activity
Source: RefSeq, a predicted model, not a curated record
AUGCAUUGGAAGCGGGAGGGGGAAAAAAAAAAAAGGACCGGGACUCACAGGAUAUUACCGGUUUGUGAUGAUGUUAUGGUUUUAUUAUUUUUUUUCUUCACCAAACACGAUUUUUUUUUUUUUUUGUGUGUUUUUGUACUACGAAAACACGGAGGAAGUAUUAUUUUCAUUUGUCCUCACUGGGCUCCACACAUCUAUUCACCUGCUUUUAUUUCACAUAAAUACACAAUGACCGACACGAUGUCCACUGCCACGCAGAGGGAACUUGAGUGCGUUGAGUACCUGAAGCAAAAGAUUUCUCCAACUUUCCUUGACCCUGAAGAUGCGGGGUUUUUGACCGACAACACCUAUCUGCGUUUUGCCCGAGCCCGCAAUGCUCACAAAGAAAAGGCCUUGGCCAUGCUAUCCGCCUGCUUGGACUGGCGGAAGGAGUUUAAGCCGUACAAAAUUACUCACGGCGAUGUGGCGAAUGCGAUGAAGCAGUUUACUAUCACUGCCGCCGGACGCUGCUGCAAGGGGCGUCCAAUUCUCGUCAUGACUCUUGGCGUCCCGAAUGCUUGCGAGGUGGAUGAGCGCGUCAAGCAACUUGUGUACCUCUUGGAGGAGGUCGGGCUGAGGUGCCAUGAAGGCAUUACGUGGAUCAUUGACUUUUCGGAGCUGGGGAAGCAUCCCCGCGAUGCGCGUUCUUCGGAGACGCGGAAGACCACAAUGAAGAUCUUGCAGGACUACUACCCCGAGCUAUUGGGUGCUCUCCUUCUCUAUCGCACGCCGUGGUAUGUGCGUUUUCUUUACAAUGCGGUGAGGCCCUUUAUCGAUAAACGUACCCGAAAGAAGGUGUUUUCCCUGGGUCACGACGAGAAUUUGCUGCUGCAGUGCGUUUCCAGGGAUCAAAUCCCUGAGAGUCUUGGCGGGACAUUCCGCACUGACGCCGGCAAGCCCUUAUGGGAGUAG